Messenger RNA from Ruditapes philippinarum (Manila clam), 22730 nucleotides. RefSeq lists its product as uncharacterized. The record is from RefSeq and is a predicted model, not a curated record. Lineage: Eukaryota; Metazoa; Mollusca; Bivalvia; Venerida; Veneridae. Gene Ontology annotation, molecular function: calcium ion binding. The transcript has 132 exons. The coding region runs from base 39 to 21677 and encodes 7212 amino acids.
CACUGAGUUUGUCUUUACCUGAGCAGCAGCUGUUCGACAUGUCCUGUUCGUUAUCAGCGAAAUGUACAGAGUUUUCUUGUUGCAUACCAGUACCGUUUAUCAACAAAAAUGUUGGAAUCGAUGUAAAUGUGGAUCCAUGUGCAUUGACGAUGGACAUAAGCGUCGAACGGCUAAGAUACUCUGUCAGUUUGAUUGACUACAAUUUUGGAAGGCAAGAAAACGUUUGGAUUUCGGGAGUUUUACGACUUACGUUCACAAUCCAUGACAUUGUUCAGAAAAAUGAAUAUUUAGUGUCCGUGAACUUCGAAGAAUGUUGGGAAUAUAACGACGUUUGCUCGAAAGAAUACAGUUUAUUAACAAACCAACGGUUACCAAAGCAAAUUUGCAACAGUACAAGCGGCUUUAACAUUCAAGGUGAUACACUUAAAAAGGAAAACAUAAAGAAAUCGUCUUUUAGAGGAAUUAAAGGGCUUGUUUCUUUCUUGAAAGAAAAAGACUGUCACUUGAACAAAAUACGUUUAGCGCAAAAAAACCCAAAAUUAAACCCUUUUGAAAUUGACCCAUCACCUAUUUUUUUCCCACGAAAUCUUCUUGCACUGACUAUACGGUGUUCAAUAAAACCAAGAUUCGUAAAAUCCAAUGUGACUGGGGGAUUGAACACUGCUACAGAAGAUGUGUUUUCAAUUUCUAAUUGGAUGGAAAAUUUCAAUGUUGAUGACACUCGAAAUCUUCCAGCUUAUGCAGUUGACAUACUUUUCAACGAAAUGGGUGUUGCCGAUUUUCUCUCGCAAAGCCAGUGCAUAGUCAAUCAAUAUCCUUUCAGUAUAGAAGGUGGAAUCGAGAACGAAUGUAGCGGGUAUUUGCUGGAUGGAAGUGACCUUGGCCCUGUGUCCUGUCAUAUGAGCUCUACAUGCAUGUCAUUAGAAUGUUGCAUCAACACUACUGCUCUUCCCCGAAGUAUACACGCAUUCUUCCAGAUAAAUGCUUGUGAUGAAAAGCUUACCGUUGGAAUAGAAAAGUUUACAUUUGAAAUGAGCCUUGUUGAUUAUGACUUUGGAACAAAGGAACACUUUUGGUUAAAUGCUAUAUUCCGUAUCGAUUUCCGAAUAUUCGACCUUAAAGAAAAAGAAAGCUAUGUUGUUGAUCUUGAAGUCAGUAUUUGCCUUGAAAGUGGGUCAGAAUGCACCGUGAAGCAAUCCAUAUUGUCUGAUGCUGUACUUCCAAAGCCACAAUGUUCAUUUCAAGAAGGUUUUAAUAUUAACAAUUUUUCUAUAACCGAAUGGAUGCAUGAAAAAGGCUAUGAGCUGCAAGAUGAAUUGUCAGAAUUGGAUUUGUCAUUUUUGAUGGCUGAUCUUGGCCUACCUAGGUUUCUUCAGAGCACUGAGUGUGAACUCUCGGAUUCUGUCAAGGAUAACAAGACAUUAUGUUCCUUAAAUCAACUCCUAGUAAAUCUUCCAGAAGACCUAACAUGUAACCUUCCGACAUGCAAUGACGUGAAAUGCUGUCUGUAUGUAAAACCACUGCGAAGAAAUUUCAUGAUUCUAUUAAGUAUUGACCCUUGUCGGCAAGUUCUCUCAAUUGAGAUAGAAAAUAUGAAAGUGCAACUUGCCUUCAAUGACUUAAAAUGGAAUGAAGAGCAGUCGAUAUUUUUGAAGGGUGUCCUACGAGUCGCAUUUACAUUAGAAAACCUAAAUGGACAAAAUGCAUUUGUGCUGUCACUUGCUAUAGAUGCAUGUCUUGAAUUUAACACGGAGUGCUAUUUCAAAAGUACAAUCUUCGACAAGGCAAUAUUUCAUAAAAGAUUUUGUGAAUUUUCAACGUCGGAAGCUUUCCCAAUUACAGAUUUUUCUCUUUUGGAGUGGAAGCUGAAUAAUGAACUUCAUACAGAUUUGCCACUGGAAAAUUUAUUUUCUGAUUUAUUGCUUGAGGAAUUGGGUAUUUCCAUGUACAUAAAUGAUCCGCCAUGUCAAAUGAAUCGGAACGAAUUAAACUCUGGCUGGACAAAUAGCUGUCCAUACACAUUAAUGAACACAUUACCAACAAACAUGGUGUGCUCUUUAGACAACAGAUGCCUACAGCUAGAAUGCUGUGUAUAUGUCACUGCAAUAAACAGAAAUAUAAAAGUCCAAUACGACAUCGAUAUUUGUGGGUCAACGGUUGAAGUCGGUGUAGAACAACUUGUCAUGAAAAGAAACUUCCUUGAUUUUUCCUGGGGUGAAACAAAGAGGAUAAACUUCGGUGGCAUUGUUCGUUUUGAUUUUUCAUUUUCUUAUCUUGAUAAUGGUGAUCAACUAAUGACAAGUGCAACGAUUAGCCUGUGUUUUGAAUCUUCAUCACCAUGCGAUUUGCAGACAACUUUACUUGAUGGACUUAUUUUUCCAAAACAAAUAUGUAAAUGGGAUAAAGGCUUUGCUUUAAAUGAUUUCUCUUUGCAACAAUGGAUGUCACAGGAAGGAUUGAUUCAAGGCAUGCCGUGGACAGAAUACUAUACUGCUAAACUGUUAAACUUACUUAACGUUUCUCCGUUUCUGCUUGAAGACACCUGCACCGACAGCGAAGGAAAUGAAUCAUGGGUGUCUGGUUGUUCGAAGGAAAUAGGAAAUGGUCUUCUACAGCUUCCAGAAAAUAUACACUGUUUAAUUGGACAGAGCUGCACUGAUGUUGAAUGUUGUAUUUGGGUAGACCAAUUUAACAGAUCAUUGAAAUUACAAGCAAACAUCGAUACUUGUGCACAUGAAAUUACUCUUUCUAUAGAAAGAUAUCAAUAUAGAAAACACCUGUUCAAUUACACAUGGGGAGAUAUUGAAAACAUAUGGCUUUUUGGUGUUGUUCGAAUGAGUCUAUCAGUAUAUAACUUGGGUGGAGAAGGAAAAUAUAUUCUUAACAUGAAUGUUAGUGUGUGCCUUGAAUCAGAUUCAAACUGUCAAACUGAUGUACAAGUUCUAAGCGACGCAGUUCUCCCAAAACUUGAAUGUGACUGGAAUUCUGAGUUCGUUGAUCCGAAUUUUGACAUAGAUGAUUGGCUUGAAAAGCAUGGAAUAUCAUCAGGACAUAGUCUUACACAAUCUGAAACCACAAUACUUUACAACGACCUUAAUUUAUCUCCUUAUAUAGGAGAUGAAUGUUUGAUCAGUGGAAACGAAUUAAACAUUUCAGAUAUAGGCUGGGGUACAGAAUGUCCUUUUGAAACGGAAUUACAUGAGCUUCCAGGAUCAACAGUAUGCAGUAUCCCGUCGUUGUGCACUGGUGUAGACUGUUGUACAAAAGUUGAGCUACUUGGUCGAAAUAUACACUCGCAUUUGUAUUUAUUUACAUGCUUGAAUCGGCUUGAUAUCGGCAUUGAAAACAUGAAAUACACAAUUGAUUUAAAUGACUUUGAGUUUGGAAUCGAAAAAACCGUCAGUCUUCAGGGUGUAUUUAAACUAAGGUUCGUGAUCGACGAUUUAAAGAAUGAAGGUGUCUUACUGUUGACGUUAGACAUACAAAUUUGCUUCUCCACCAAGACCGUGUGUUCGGAAAAUAUUGAAAUAUUUAAAAAUACAAAGCUAAGCAAACCCAUUUGUGACAUGAGCACAGGAUUCAAAAUUAAAGAUUUUUCCAUGGACGGAUGGCUAAUGGAAAGAGGACUUGUAGCCGGAUCUAUUGGAACUCUUCCUCUUUCAAUUUUAUAUGAGGAACUUGGAAUUUCAACAUAUCUACAAGAAAAUAUUUGCAAAAUUCCUAUAAGCAAUGGAACAUGGGAAAGUGAAUGCCAACUCAUUGAGGAUCUACCAGAUCUGUCAGACAACGUGUUUUGCUCUCUUAAAAAAUCUUGCAACACCAUAGAGUGUUGUCUAAAAUCUGAUAUGCUGCAGAGAAACUUUGCAUUCAGCGUUAAAGUAGAUCAAUGUGAAAUGAAACUUACGAUGACUAUAGAGAAACUGGAAUUUGAACUUUCUCUUUUUGAUUAUGAUUGGGGAUCAGAAAAUAUCAUUGACCUGUUUGGUGUACUCAGAAUCAGGCUUUCAGUUGAAGACUUAUCUAACGCUAGAAUGUACCUCCUAAAUUUGGAAAUAGCAGCAUGUCUAGAAGCAAAUGACGAGUGUGAAACUGUUGUUACUGUUUUCAACAAUACUCUUCUAAACAAACUACCUUGCCAACUAGAUUCCGGAUUUAUUUUUCAAAAUAAAUACUCAUUGUUGUUGUCUGUGCUUCUAAAUUUGGAAAUAGCAGCAUGUCUAGAAGCAAAUGACCAGUGUGAAACUGUUGUUACUGUUUUCAACAAUACUCUUCUAAACAAACUACCUUGCCAACUAGAUUCCGGAUUUAUUUUUCAAAAUUUCUCACUAACGUCCUGGCUUACCUCAAAAGGCUAUGAAUUCAACAGUUAUUUAGGGUUUGAUGUCACUUCUGAGUUACUUGAGGUUUUAGGUAUCGUUGGAUAUCUUAAAGAUGAACAAUGUGAUAGAAAAUCUUCAGCAUUUAGCCCAUCAGCAUAUGGAUGGAAGAAAAGUUGUCAGCUUAGUGUAGACGUAGAUCCUCUAUCAAAUAUCAUGACAUGCAACCUUGGAGAAUCUUGCUCAUCAGUAGACUGUUGCAUUGACGUGUACCUGUUUGAACGGUCAUUUAACGUUCAGUUUAAUCUUGACCCUUGCACAAACAUUCUCGAAGUAAGCAUCGAAAAAUUGGCGUUUGAUGUACCACUCUCCGAUAUCGCAUACGGAACUCCGUCAAGAUUCUGCCUUUACGGAAUGGUUUGCAUCGAGUAUUCUAUAAAGGAUAUGAUUUGGUCAGGAAUCUACAUUGUCGAUCUUAACAUCAGCAUUUGUUUUGAAUCUUCAAGUCCGUGUGAUAUUCAAAGCCAAAUUUUCAAAUCUGCAAUAUUGCCUAAAAAGAUAUGUGGAUGGGUUAAUGAUAACGAUAUACAAAAUUUCACGUUAGCCAGCUGGUUUAAUAAUCGAGGUAUCCCGGACAUGGCGAAUCUUCCAUCGUACUUGGCUAACACACUUGAAAAUGAUAUUGGUCUCUCAAUGUUUCUUAACCAAGAACAGUGCAAAAGAGGUGUAGCUCCCUAUCUGUCGAAUUAUUCUGGUUGUGCAUCAGAUUGUCCGCUGGAAAUACAUACUUCAGUAGGAGAUGCACAUGUGUCAUGCUAUAUUCCCGACUUCUGUACUGCUGUUGAUAUUUGUACAUAUAUCCCGCUUAUCAAUCGAAAUGUUCACACUUUUCUUCGGCUAAGGCCUUGUGAUUCUCUCCUUGAGAUUGGAAUUGAACAAUAUCAAUUUACGGUCGGGUUAAAUGACUUCGAGUUCGGUGAACGCAAGACAUUGCUACUAAAAGACGUUUUCAAACUGGAUCUACGUAUAGACGAUUUAAAUUUCCAAGACGUUUAUGUUGUUGACCUUAAGUUCAGUACUUGCUUUGUUGAUUCAAGCUGUGAGGAAUCUUACACUAUUUUCGAUCGCACAGUAUUGACAAAAAUACCAUGUGCAUGGGACAUGAGUUUUAAAAAUGAAAAUUUAUCUCUUAAUGAAUGGAUGAUUGAUCGAGGGAUUACAAGAGAACAGUUUACAGAUGUGCAGCGCAAUGAAUUGUUCGAAGUUCUUGGUUUGGCAGCAUAUUUGGACAACAGCAAAUGCUAUCUUACGGACGUACCAUUCUCGCCGUCAAAUGAUGGUUGGAAUUCGGAUUGCCCAGUGGAUAUAACGUUGCCGUCCCUUCCAAGUGGUAUCGGCUGUUAUGUGUCUGAUACUUGCACCGCCGUUCGAUGUUGCCUGGAAAUAGAUAUUAUUUCGACUUCAAUGUCUUUCUCUAUAAAUAUGGAUGGGUGUGAAAAGCAAAUGACAGUUGGAAUAGAGCAACUGACCUCAACAAUAGAUAUUGAUGAAUACAACUUUGGUUCUUGGGAACGAUUCUACUUGUUAGGAGUCUACAGAAUAGAUUACAUGAUCGAAUACUUGUAUGGGAGUCGUAAAUUCAUAAUUGAUAUGAACGUCAGCGCCUGUUUCGAAAGUCACGGAGAAUGUGAAACAACAAUACCAGUUUUGCGAAAAACAAUAUUGCCUAAAGUAAAUUGUGAUUGGUACAACGGAUUUAGUAAUGAAGACUUUGCGUUCGAGGAAUGGAAACACAUAAACAGUGUCAGCCAGAGCGAACCUUUAACUCGAGACCAAUUUGAUUUACUUGCCAACAAUCUAGGCAUAAGCCAAUAUCUCCUUGAGAAUGAAUGUGUUUUACCUUCAAACAGAAGUAAUAGUGGAUGGGAUAACUCGUGUCCCCUUGAUAUUGAUUUACAACCACUACCAGAUGAUACAAGUUGCACGAUGAGCACUGAAUGUUUAACUGUUGAAUGUUGCAUGUUUGUCAGUGAUCUCAACCGAAGUUUUAGCUUCUCUUUACAUGUUGACGACUGUAACUUUCAAAUAUCAGCAAGCAUAGAAGACCUGGAAAUUACUAGAAAACUCUCGGCAUUUGAAUUCGGCAAGAUGAUAGAAUUUGAUAUAGAUGGACUUAUUUCACUGCGGUUUGUAGUGUUGAAUAUGGAAUACAGUAACACAUAUAUGUUAGACCUUGAUGUAUCUGUACACUUUGAAGCAAACGAGUCAGCAGCAAUGACCGUGAAAGUGCUUGAUGAUUUAUUGGUACCUCGCAUUCAGUGUCAGCAAGACGCAGGAUAUGUUAAUAAAUCGUUUGCCUUGGACAAGUGGAAAGAAAACAAUAAUGUGACUGCUAUAGAUGAGUAUCAGACAGUCAAACUGUUAGAAGAGCUCGCUAUUGCUCCGUUCAUGUUAACAAACCAGUGUGACAUUCGUGAUGAUUUUGUUAUAGACACAACUGCUUGCCCAAUCGAUGUUGAAAUGUUAAAUUUCUUCGGCCAAGGCUCGUGCUCGUGCUCACUAACUGAAACAUGUUCCGGAAUUCGCUGUUGCCUCAAAUCAUCGGAAAUAUCGUCGAACUUUUUUAUGGAAGUAGAAAUUGAUGCUUGUAGGGAAGAAGUCAAAGUUGCGAUUGAAAAGCUGCAGUUCCUAAUACCGUUUAGAAACUUCACAUGGGGAGAAGUACAAACAUUUAGUUUAUAUGGCGUGUUCCAAAUCGAGAUUUCAGUUGUGGAGCUCGUGAAGUCGCAGAUUUAUACUCUAGACCUUCGUGCAAGUAUAUGUCUGGGAGAAAAUGAAACAUGUAAUUCUACAAAUCACAUUUUGGAAAACGAAUAUAUGACCUCAAUUCCAUGCAGCUGGUCUUCAGAAUUUAUAGACACAGAUUUUGAUUUCAACGAAUGGAGGACCAAAUAUUCAUACAGUCUACAGGGACCUCUUCCGAAAACCGGUGUUGAGUUUUUUCUUACCGAAAUUGGUGUCGAUUCGUAUUUAUAUCAAAAUAUGUGUGAUAAUUCUGCCGCACCUUACAAAGCCACUUCAAGCUGGGCGUCAGACUGUAGUAUGAAUGUCAGCGUCAAAGAUUUGGCGGACAACACUAAAUGUUUCAUUGAUGACACAUGUUCCGGCUUUGAAUGUUGCUCGUAUGUGGACACCUUACAACGACCAUUCAGUAUUCAGUUUAAACUUGACACAUGCUCUCAAACCUUAUCAGUUGGAGUCGAAAGAAUAUUGCAAGACAUACCCCUAUCAGAUGUCGAUUUGGAUGUCGUCAACAAAUUCUAUCUGAAUGGCUUCAUACGAUUGCAAUAUAUGCUCACGGAUCUACCGAUGCAACGAACUUACGUUGCAAAUUUGAAUUUAAGCAUUUGUUUUGACGAUAACACAUGUGACAUCGAUUUAGAGUUACUUACGAAUACAAUUGUGCCACAUACAGUUUGUGAAUAUAACCCAGGAUAUUCAGUGGAAGACUUUUCUCUUGCUAAAUGGAAAACGGACAACCAUUUACAUGAAUUUGAAGAACUAGAUUAUGUUCAGCAGAUUGAACUGAUGACAGAUUUGGGAAUAAAUCCUUUUAUGAGAGAAACAGCAUGCAUAGCUGCAAACAAUACUUACAACGGAGAAUGCGGUGUAUUAGAAGAUUUUCCGUCAUCAUGCAGUUUGUCAAAUUCCUGUACAAAAAUAAGUUGUUGUCUGUUCUCGGAAGUCCUGCGUCGAAACAUCUUUUAUGAACUAGACUACGAUAAAUGUAACCAUCUGAUCAAUAUAACUAUUGAGACUUACAGCCGAUUGAUGUCCUUGUAUGAUUAUGGAUACGGAAAUAACACACUCGUGUCGCUGUAUUCCGUCUUACAGUUAAACUUCACAAUAGACCAUCUUGUAUUGAACGAUUCUCCCGUGAUUAGUCUGAACAUAAAGGAAUGCUAUGAGGCUAACAAUUCAUGUUCAUCAGAAGUCGACGUUUUGAGAGGAAACAACUUUCCGUCCAUUGAAUGUUCCAUGUAUAAGAAUUACAAGAUAGAUGCAUUUUCCUUGAUUGGGUGGUUAUCUGAAAGGAACAUAAAUACAUCCAGCUUACCUAUGUACGCAAAGAAAAUCCUCAAUCGUGAUUUAGGAAUAAGUCAGUACCUUCUUCCUAGUGAAUGUAAAGCUGAACCAACUGGAUGGACAUCAGAUUGUGCUGAGAACAUAACAAUGCUAAAUAUCACUGACAACAAUACAACAAUAGCCUGCCAUCUACAUUCAUCCUGCUUGGAUCUUCAAUGUUGUCUAUUUGCUGGUGAAGUCCAGAGGCCGUUUCAAUUUCAAAUACUGUUCGAUCCAUGUGAUUUGAACUUUACAGUUGCGAUAGAACAGUUUCAGUAUGAGUUAUCACUAAAGGACGUACUUACCGGGCGUUUUAUUACAAUGAGUUUGAAUGGCGUUUUACGAAUAGAGUUCAUGCUAGACGAGAAUUCAGAUGAUGAAUAUGUCCUAAGUGUUCGACUAAAACUGUGCUUGGAAAGUAUAUCAGAAUGUAACAAUGACGUUGAAAUAUUCAAUAAUCAACUUAUCAAGAAAAAAGUAUGCGAUUUCGGACAAGGAUUUAGUAUUGCAGAUUUUUCGCUGAACCAAUGGAUGACCGAUAAUGCUAUUGCAUCAGCUGAACUAAUGUCUGACAAAGAAAGAGACAUUUUAAUGCAAUUCUUAGGUCUAGAGCUGUUCCUCUCGAAAGACCAAUGUACAACAGAAGCAGAUCUUACUGAAGACGGCUUUGUAAGCAUCUUUAACGGAUCUAAUACAACAUGUGCAAGAACAAUAGAUGGAGACAGCUUCGAUUGUUGCGUUUAUUCCGAAGUGCUGGGUAGAUAUUUGUGGAUGAGUUUCUCGCUCGAUGCGUGUAAUUAUCGCAUGGAAAUGAAUCUUGAGAACUUGCAACAAAGUUUCCAUUUACUGAAUUACGAAUGGGGGACAAUGCACAAAUUUACUACGAAAGGCGUUUGGUGUACAGAGUUCAUGGUGACAAAUGUCCAAACGGAGCACGUGUUUUCUUUAGACAUCACAGUACAGCAAUGUUUUGAACCUGCUUGUACCUCGCAAAUUACAGUAGCAAAUGGUGUAAGAAUACCUUAUCCAUCAUGCGAAAAUGUGACAAAUAAUGACACAAGCCAACUUUACUAUGGGAUAACGCAUGAUUUCUGGAAACAACCUGUUUGCACGACUGAAAAUUUAACAUCCGCAACAGGAUGUGAUGCUCUUCCAGAUGAAUUGAUUGGCAUUUGUAAAUGGACAAAUGAAUGUAGGGGAAUUCAAUGUUGUACUGAAUUUUACUAUGGUGAGGAUAAACGAAAUGCUGAAAUUGUUUUCUCAAUUGACUGUGACAACAAACAGCUGAAUUAUAGUAUUGAAAACAAAAUGUGGAGUAAACCUAUAACAAACGGAAUGAAUAUGAUACAUGAAGAUAUAGCUGGGACAAUUUUACUCGACGUUAACACCACAAGUACGUUACAAACAGAUUAUAAUGUAGUUGCUGAUAUAAUGGUGUGUACUGGUACACGUAAUGCUAAUGACUGCCAAUUGAACUUCCGCAUUUCACAAACGUUUCAAUGCCAAACCAGCAAAAGAAGGCGGCGGCGACGCAGUAUUUCAGAUUCAUGCCCAGAUAUGGAUAUCAAAGAGCUCGUUACUGAAAUGAUCAACCAAGGAACACCUUAUAUCGACAUACAAAAUUGCGUGGACAAUGCUAUACAGUAUCAGAAAAUCUUAAAAUCCGAGUUUUGGCAACCUGAGAUAUUGAGCGAUUUUGACUCUAGCAGUGGUUUUACAACAGCCGUUAAAGCAUUAGGGGAUAAUAAUCCACAAAUGAUUAAACACGGAGGACCUAGUGUUUCGGUAAAUCUAGAAAUUACAGGUGCUGAUAAGAUCUUCGAGAUGGCGGGAUUUUUAAAUGGCAUUGUUCAAAGAGCAGACCAAUUGUUCGUGGUCGGGAAAGGCCUUUCAGAACAGGGAACGAGACUAUUGGGUGCACAACUCGCAAACAUGACUAUUGGUGAUGUCGAAGCACUUCUAGAACGUAACAAAGUAGAUCCUACACAAAUAAGAAAAAUUGUUGAAGACUUUAUAGAUUUAGCUAUUGCCUUGUAUUCGGAAGUAGUAGACAAGCUCUUCACAGGCGAUUCAGGCAAUCCAUUCGGUUCAUUUGAAUUUGCACUACGUGGAGACUUUAAAUUUCCAAAAAGGACUAUUAAAUUUUUUGAUCAUGAAGAGUAUUUUCCAUUAGGAGGCUUCAUAUGGGUUACUUUUGAAUUUGGAGCUGGUGGAUAUUAUGGCCUUGGUCUUGGUUUGGAGGGCAAACUCAUAGCACAGACAGCUGGACUGACUGUUGAACCUUUUGGUGGUUUAAUCUGUUGGGGCGGAGUGUCUGUCGGCUUUAUACUUUAUGCUGAACUGCGUUUGGAGGGACGCAUUCUAGAUCUACGAUUCCCGACUUUAGCUGAAAUAGGGUUUUCUAAAUUCCCGUUGGAUGUUUCGUUAAAAAUGGACUUAGUGCUAACACCAGUUUCAUUGCGGCUAAAGGCAUUGGUCACUCUUAAGAUAAAACUAUUUAUUGUAACAAUUAAAAAAGUACUAUUUAAAUUCGAUAUAUGGCGCUAUUCUACGCCAAGCAUCAGAGCAAGACUAAUCGAUGUUUCAACGAAGGAACAAGAUGAAUCACCACCGGAAUUUUCAACUGCCGUUGAGACUGAAGAUGAUACGUUUGACACUGCAUGUGAUAUCAGUCAAAUAAAACAUCGAGAUUACACUGAGCCGGCAUUUGAGAUAUCAGUAGCAGCGGCUGAUGACAAGAGUAAUCUAAAGUUUUUCCUCGAUGUUGGGACAUUUCCAGCAGGAAACAAUGUAAAGAACAACCUACAACUCGGUGGCCCUUCUUCAGUUUUAGCAACGUCUGUAGACGAAUAUCCCUCAGGAUCACCUUUAUAUUUCACCGUCUAUGCUGAAAAUAGUGCCGGCGCAAGAUCAAAAGUAACCUGUAUGCUUCGAACAUACGACACAACAGAGCCUACUGCCAGAUUAACACCUGGGUUUUUGUCAACAAGUAACCCGAAUGUUAUAAAAGCGUCUAUAUUAAUACACGACGAUUCAAAAUUAACCAAGGCGUUUAUCGGUGUUGGUUAUAGCAAGGGCAUUUAUGGGGAUCAGCUGAUUCCAUGGACAAUACGGGAUUUAAACGAAAGAUCGCCUGUAUCAUCAAGCAGCGAUCCCUUGGCGCAAUUUUCUGAUCUAGAAGAUGGCAAAUUUGUGUCGACACCAUUUAAAAUACAAAACGAAGUACAUACAGCUACUGCAUGUGCACAACUGUGUUUGAAUCAUGACCAUUGUACAAGUUUUAAUUAUGAUUAUGGUCCCGAUGCAAUAUGUGAGCUUCUCCGAUCGAUUCGCCAUUAUGAUGAUGAAUUAGCACAGACCGGCUUGUUUUGCCAUUUCGAGAGAUUAUCUACCGGACAUUCGGUUGAGGUCAAUCAUAAGAACCUAAAUUUGCAGCAUAACAGAUUACAUUUUGUUAAUAUAGAUCUAACAAACGACCUAGGCUAUAGAUCUAUCGUUCCAAGCCUUGGGAUAUUGACUGAUUAUACCUGUCCAGAACCCGGUCCGAUUGUUAAUUCAUCAAGUGAUUCCAUAAAGACAGACAGUUGUAUGAUUUUAAUUCCCCCUGAUCGCCCAGAUCUCAAACGAUUCUGCACGGGAAUACAUUCUCAAAGGUUGAAUCAUAGGGUCAUAAUUGAUGGAGAAGGUUCUAAAACCGUUUUCAAUGGUGACAAGCAUAUGCUUGAUCUCAAAUACACACGGGCCAACAAUUUUAUAGCUGGAAACUGGGAUGGAAUAAUGGAUAACGAAACAGACAUCAGAGCAUAUGCUUUUGCAGUUGGAAGACAAAUUUGUGAAGAUAUUAUUCAUCCGCACCAUGAUCCACACAAGCACCUUAUGCAUGAAUCACAGUGGACGCAUAUGUCAGUAAUCACUGCCUCUGACGAUUAUAAUCCAUUCCCGCUGCCAUCUGGGAAGUACUACCUGACUGUCAGGGCAAUAAACAAAAUUGAAUACGGAGGACCUCUUGCAUUAACUGUGUGCCACAGUACACCUUAUAUCAUUGAUAUUACAUACCCGUUUGUGUAUGAAGUUUUUGAUAUAAAGUAUGACGACGAAAACUAUAUAUUGACCUUUGAACAUAAUUCAACUGACAUGGAAUCCGGUAUUGGCUCUGUGGAUUACUGUAUCGGUAACAAUCCGAGAAAUUGCGAAUUAUUGUCGUGGACACGGAAACCCACGUCACAAUAUAUCAAGGAUACGCAUCAUAUUCCAAAUGGCAUUCCUGCAUGGAUACGCAUUCGUGUAACUAAUAAUGUUGAGCUACACACUAUUGAAAGGGCUAACCAAGCUAUAAUCGUAGACGCGACUCCACCAGUAGCAGGAACUGUAUAUGAUGGUUCAUUAUUCAGAGAAGAUUUGCAAUAUACAAAAUAUUCCAAACAGAUAUGCUUAAAUUGGUUCAACUUUUACGACCCAGAGUCUGGAAUUGCCUCAUAUGAAAUUGGAGUUGGUACAUCGGCAGGAUUAACAGAUGUAGUGGAAUUGAAAAAGCUUAAGCAUACUGAACAUUUCUAUUGUUUGACAUUAGAUGAGAACUCCACAUUGAUUCAUAACAAUGUUUAUUAUCCAAUUGUGUGGGCGCAUAAUGGAGCUAUAAAUCAGAAAAAUGUUUCUGGGAUAUCAGAUGGCGUUCGUGUUGAUCUAACCAAACCAGAAAGAGGGAUCGCUAUUGACGGAAAUCUUACCGAUUUCAAGGACAGGCAAUAUAGUUCUUCACAAUCUUUGGUUCAAUGUCAAUGGGACAAUUUUUAUGACCCGGAGUCAGGUAUCCGAGAAUAUCACGUAAAGGUAGAGAGAAAAAGACACGACAAUGACUGGACUGUCAUAAAGGAAUGGACAGAAUUUACGAGCACGGAGAAGACUGCUGAAUGGCGCAACUUUCAUCUUGUUCACGAGGACCAGAUUAAAUCAUCUGUUAAAGCAACAAACGGUGCAUUAAAUGACAUUGAAACUGACACUGAUAGUUUCCUAAUUGAUUUGACAUCACCAUUGCUUGGACAUUUAUAUGAUGGACCAGUCAACCACAAAGACAUAGAUUUUCAGGUCAUCACUACAGAGGCCCAUGUAAACUUCAACUUCUAUGAUCCAGAAUCAGGGCUUAAGGAAUUACGAUAUCAGUUAUAUGAACAAAAGCAUGGGACGACACGUCAAUUUUAUCCGGGAACUAAAGGAGAAUGGAUUGAAGUAGAUAAUGUCAAUGUAACAGAACAUAUUGAAACUGGUUUGAAGCUUACUGUUGGUCAUAAAUAUAUCUCGCGUCUAAUCGUAAUCAAUGGAGCUGGUCUUAUAUCUACAUAUGAAACUAACGGAUUCAUAGUUGAAAAAACACCACCAAAUAUAUUCUGGUUACAUGUCGGUGUAUUGAGCGGUUUAGAACAUUUGAUAGAUGGAUAUGUCUAUCAAUCAGAUCAUAAUGGAAUCAAGGUCUCCUGGUCAGCGAGUGACGCUGAAAGCGGAAUAACAGCCAUUAAGUACAGUAUUGGAACAGUCAAAGGUGCGGGUGAUGUUAUUCCUUGGAUUGAAAAAGAGACGACGUCGGAUAAUGCAUACAUCUCAUGCUCAUUAAAUGACACAGAUACGGACAUUUCAAAUGGACCUAUAUACCAUGUAUCAUUAAAGGCGAGAAACGGGGCAGGACUCUGGAGUACAAUAAUACAUUCGUCGCCGAUAAUAGUUGUCCCUGAAGACGUAACAGGCAUAGUACAUGACGGUCCAUAUGAACACUUUGAAAACGAUAUAGAUUAUCAAGCUGACACGCAUACUCUUACAAUUCAAUUUUCUGGAUUCGAGAGCAGUUUACAUGGCAUUCUUGAAUAUGACUGGGCUAUUGGUACAACACCCGGUAGUGAGGAUGUGCAGCCAUAUCUAGAGCAGGGAAUUAUUCACAACGAAGAAGAAAACGUUGCUGGCAAUGGAUUAACAAGUUCAGGAUUUGCUCAUACAUCUGUUAAUCUGGAUCAAGGGGUUGCUUACUUUUCAACAAUAAGAGCUAAGACAAACAAAGGCAAUAUACUUCAAGCUACAACAGACGGCUUCGUAGUUGAUACAACUCCACCGGAAAUCAUGUUUAAUACGUUAGCAGGUUCGCCAUUGAUCGACACAGAAACCGUUGUAUAUCAGAGAGACCAGUCAAUUUUUGAUGCGUCUUGGAAUUUUACAGACUCAGAUUAUCUAAAACAGAAUGAUUAUGACAAUAUUGAUCUUUCUUGGUUUUCCGUUGGAUCUGUACCAUAUUUUGAAGACAUUAUUAACAAAACGUAUCAAAAUACUUCUCAAGCAAAUGAAGGCAGUUUAUUAGCUGGCCAAGUUAGGCCCGCACUUGCUGGUAUCUCAAAUUUCGUCACUGUUGGAGUACAAAACAAAGCAGGAUUAGAAAAUAAUGUUGUUUCAAGGUCAGUUAUACAAGACAACACGGUACCAGAUGCAGGAACAGUCGAAUGUCAGAAAUUUGUUCAAAGUCACUCAGAAAUCAAAUGUACUUGGAAAGGUUUCGUAGAUAAAGAAAGUAAGAUAGCGAAAUACUAUAUUAUCUUUGGUUCGAGACAAGGAUAUGAUGACUUAAGAUCAUCUGAGGAAAUAUCUGGUGAUACAACAGAGUUUUAUGCAAAAGAUGUGGAAAAGGAGCACACUGAUAUUUUGUAUGCGACCGUUACUGCUGAAAAUCAUGUUGGACUAUCAGUGAGUGCAUAUUCAGAAUCCAUUACAGUUGAUAACACACCGCCUUUGCCUGGAAUUGUUGUUGAAUUAUCUAGUGUUGCAAAAAUUGAUCCAAACGAUGUCGCAAAAACUGUAGAAUUGAACAGAAAGGCAUGUUCGACGGAAGAAGAAUGUUUAAAUAUUGAUGCGGUUUGCACAGAAGCGCUUACAUAUCUUGGCGUGGCAUGGACAAAUUUCAUUGAUGACGAAUCAGAAAUAACUGAAUACCAUUUGGCGAUCGGUACAUCACCAGGAGCAGCGGAUAUAUCUCCAUUUAUUUCAGUAUCAACUGACUUGAAUCAUUACAUCGUCAAAAACUUAGAUCUGAAAGGCCAACGACAGGUUUUUGCGACAAUCAAAGCUACAAAUUUUCCUGGACUCACGACUAGCUCUCAUUCGAAUGGCAUAUAUAUGUCUUAUUUGAGUCAGGGCUUAGAACCAUUAACACAUGUCGGAAUUUAUGAUUCCAAUCAGCUUUCUAUUGGUGACGUAGAUUUCCAGUCCGACACUAAAUCGAUUGAGGCGGCAUGGGACGUUUCAGGAGACCCUUGUCCUGUUGAGAAAUACGAAUGGUCUAUUGAAGAAACAGAUGGAACUGUUCUCCAAGAGUUUAUUGAUAUGUAUACUAGUGAACAUGGAAGGUCAGAACAGCUUGAGCUAAAGGAAGGUAGAAGAUACUACAGCCUUCUCAAGGUCAGGAACGUACUUGGAUAUGUUUAUACUUUACGGUCUGAUGGAGUCACAAUCAAUUCAAAUCCGAUGCUACCCGGGUUUGUUUAUGAUGGUGACAUUACAGGGUACGAUCUAAAGGUUUUGUCGUCACGAACAAAUGUUAGCGUAAAUUGGGAAGGGUUUGGCGAAUUGCAUCAGCCUGGAAGCAUUAGUGAAAUACUAACUGGUAACAAGGGAGUCGAUGAAGAAACCGUAGCUGACCCGAAUCAGGAAGUAGAAUAUUACGAAGUUGCUCUUGGAACAGACAGGCGAUUCGAGAAAACUAGAGACAAUGUAGUCCCAUUUUUGAACGUUGGUUUGAAUACUUCGGUUACGUUCACAGACUUAGAUCUUGAGCCAGGUUUUGGUGUUUAUUAUUUUACUGUUCGGGCUUACAGUGCAUCUUCUGCAUCCGCGACAAUUACUUCAAAUGGAUUCUUUGUUAGUUUUGACGGUGGUGUAAACGCUGGAACAAUCAUCAUGCCUGACUUUGUCAACUCGAAAAAUGAAAUCGAUCCACAAUGGAAUGAUUUUGAAUCGGAUGUUGGUAUGUUGCUGUUUUACUUUGCCAUAUCAGGUGAUAAAAUAGCAGCUUCCGGAGAUUGCAGAAGAUAUGUGGAUGGUGGAAAAGCAACUCCUGACGAAGUAAACGAGAAAUUCAAUGUUUACCAAGUUACUGCAGUUGGUGUCAGUACAUUUGUUAAGAUAGAUGAGCUUGAUCUUGUCCAGAAUGCAACAUACAUUUUGUGGAUAAUGGGUGUUGACAAGGCUGGUGAAUGUAACAUGACUUACCAUAGAUUCACAGUUGAUGUAACACAACCCCUGUCUGGAAUGAUUACAGCUGGGCCGUACUUUAAUAUGACUUUGGCAUAUACCACACAAAUGACUGACAUUCCUGUACAAUGGGAAGGAUUUGAAGACUAUGAAUCCGGAAUAGAUAUAUUUAAUCUCACACUUUGGGAGAGUGGAGCAUGUUCAGAAAGCGGGAAUGAAAGAUUGAUAUCAACAAUUGAGAUAUUAGGAAAUUAUACGGAUUACAGUUUUACUAAUCUCAGCAUUGUGCCGUCGAUUGUGUAUCUUGUAAGAAUUGAAGCCAUUAACCGAGCAAAAUUGAAAACAAUAGCAGAAACAUCUCGUAUUGUUUUUGAUGAUUCAAUACCAACAGCAGGAUUUGUUGGUGAAGGCUCAGUCUUCACAGACGACAUUGUGUGGUGGGGUUUCUUGGAUCAUAUUGACGGUACAUUUUUACACAGUCCAGUUAUCCUUAAAGACGUGUGCCCUUUGAGACACAUUUCAAUGACAGAUAUUGAAUGGAUACCCAUGGAAAUUAAACGAUUAAAUGGCCCAGAUGCACUAACCUGGAACAUAGAACACCGCUUAGAAAAUAUUCAUCUUGAUUCGUAUGAAAAUGAAAUUAGCAUCAAGAUAUACAGAGAUUCGAAGGAAGAUCGGAUUUAUUCAGCAGCCUGCAUGCGGGAAUCUGAUAUGAAAAAUGGUGGAAACUAUCAGAUAUAUAUUCGAGCCGCAGAUGGAAGUGGAUUAGCGGUAACUGGUGUCACCUUUUGGGACGGAGAGAAAGGAGAUCUUCAUAUAUUUAAUCACAAACCUAAAUCUUGGACUGAUAUUGGCUUGUGUAGUUGUUGUCUUGAAACUAACGAAACGGACUGUCCCUGCAACUGCGCCGAGUACCUAGAAUAUUUGAAUAAGAAUAAUGGUACGAUAAAUGAAAACGAAACAGUAUUUAACUCAACGCAAAAUAGUUUUGACGGGUUCGAAACUGUUUCUCAACAUUCGUGUGGGCUACAGAUAUAUGCAGGUACCGAUCCAUAUACGGUGACAUGGUGUAGGUUUUUCAAUAACACAGGCGAAAGCAUGUCUGUUACAACUGAAUUGACCUUUGAUCCGUCUGCCGAUUUCCAUCAAUACAAAAUAGAUUUCCUGGAAAUGAAAGAUGACCUUUUGGUAACAGCAUGUAUGAACGUGUUUGUGGAUGGACAGCAAAUAUCAGAAUUAUGUGGUAUUCCACAUUUAAGCAUUAAUACAAAACUUGUUCUUCACGUUUGGAAUAAAGAUAAUAUACUUCCUAUAUUAGAUGUAUUCAACCUUUGGCAAUCAAGAGCAGCUUUUAGAGAUCUCAUUAUGCCACCGGAAGUGAGCGCUUUAUGUCGCUAUGGUAAACCUUUCCAAGGUGGAACAAAUGCAAUUGUUGAAUACGAAGCAGGAAUAGGAACUUUACCGGGUUCUGCUGACAUGGUUCCCUUUCAAAAGGUUUACAAGCCAUGCAUACCAUGCACAGACGAUUGCUCUAGGUUUGUUUGUGACAGCACAUGCAAAUUUGAUGGCUAUACAUUGACCCAUUUUACUAUCAAAGACACCGCCAUAAACGCUUCAUACGAUGGGCAGUUAUAUAUUUCACUGAAGGCUGUUCUGGGGUCUGGUAAUGAAAUUGUUUCCUCAUCAAAUGGAUUUAAUAUUGACCUUACGCCACCUGAAUUCGACGAGGAAGUUAUGAUUUAUAUAGAUGUUCGGCAAGGAGAGUUUACGCCAUCUGACUUUCAAGGAUCAAAUAAUACAAUAAAAGCAAUCUGGUUGUGCAAUGACGACAAAAAUGAAAUAAAGGAAUAUGAGUGGGCUAUAGGGUCGGAAAUCGGUUUUCAGGACAUUCAGUCGUUUACAUCAACGGGAAUAUAUUCAACCGGAAUCAACGAUACGCUUGAAGGUCUGUUAGAACACAACACAACUUACUACGUCAGUAUCAAAUGUACAAAUAUGGCAGGAUUAACAACCUCAUGGAAUGAUAGUAAAGGCGUUACAGUACUUCUUGUUGCUCCCGAUGCUGACACUGUUGAUGCCGAAGCAGUUGGUGUUGAAGAGAUCGAUGAAAAUGUCUACCCGCCUACAGCAGUUCAAUCUGAAGAUCCAACAGCCUGCGGGGAAUCAUGGACAGUCAGUACUGAUCCAAAUAUAAGACGAUAUGACUUUUGCGUUGGAAGCUCCCUUGAAAACAUAGAUGAUGUAGUACCGUGUGUUUGGGUUGGAUACAACACAUCGGGGAUUGUUGAAAUCAAAGAAGGUUAUAUUUAUAUUGAUAACACACCAUAUCAUAAGCUGUCUGAGCUCCGUGCUCUUAGCCAAGGCAUUUACAAUUUUGACACGGCUAAUAAAGACGACAACACAUUUCAAAUGGAGAGCGGGAGAACUUUGUUUCUAUUUAUGCGGUUAUGUAACAAAGCUGAACUGUGUACUGUGAAGUUUGUGAAUUCAUUGCUUAUAACGAACAAGAAAGCAGUUUUGCUAAAAAGUGAAACUGGAAAGAGUAACAGAUUUCAGCUAAAAGGUGAACAAAAUGACAGAAAGAAAAGAAGUGUAACCACUUUCAGUCUAGAAAUGCCUAACGGAACGGUCGAGGGUCAAAGUAUUGUUUACAAUGAGCUUACGGAGGAGAACAUGACAGCACGCUAUGACUCUGUAGCAUCAGCUUUGUUCAAACCUUAUAUUGUGAAUCCUGAAACAACGUUUAACAUGACAGAAAGAUUGCUGUUCCGGCGAAUACACUCGUUGGAUUUUGCUUUCACGUUGAGUCCUGUAGGACAGGCACCUUUUCCUGGACCCUUAAAAUUAAACUAUCCAAUCACGAAUAGUUCUGGCAGUGAAAAUGACACAAUGACCAUGGUGAUACAUUGGAAUCCAGACCAGCAAGAAUGGCAAAUAACAAAUAAUACAUGUGAUUGGGAAAAUAUAACAUUCAAUAAUGAAAGCAUUGACGACUCUACAUUCGUUUUGAUUUGCGACACCCGUCUAUCAGCAAAGCAGACGAAGGAAAAUCAAACUUAUUUUACUAAAGAGACACAGUUUGGAUUAGUUUCUGUUGCAACAACGUUUACUAACAAUGCACCAGUUUUCGUAGAGACUAUUAUCAGAAUUGACGAAGACUCAGAAGACACACAAUUUCAACUUCUUGCGACCGACACUGAGAAUGACAAGUUUAUCUACACACUUCAACAAGAAGAUAUGAUCGUUACGUUUGGAAGCAUUACCUUGAGUGAUGAAGGAAUUUUGUCGAUAUCACUUUGCGUAAACUGCUUUGGCAAUUAUACAGUAAAAUUCACUAUUGAAGACAUACCUAAAUGGGAGGAAAUACCGCCAGCACGAGCAAAUUAUUCGUUAAACAUUGAAGUUGUUUCGGUAAACGACCCGCCAAACGUAAUGGUACUCUCUCCAAACGGAACUGAUAUCUUGCCGUUUGAUCCUACUGAACGUGUUUUGGUAUUCCGCGAUCAAGUCGGAAAAACAAUUUUCGGAACAGUUGCCGUUGUGAUAGCUUAUGAUAUCGACGGACCUCAACAUCUUCAAAUUAUAUCAAACACAAGCAACGCAUCUGGUACCUUUGUCUUACAAGAUCUUGAAUACACUGAUAUAAUAAAUUACGUUUCAUGUAGCCAUGGCAAGUGUUUAAGUCCCAGUGCCCUUUUGAACCCCAAAGAUGUAGAAUGGAAAGGCAUAUACAUCAAUUAUACACAAGAAAAUACCUCCUUUAUUGGUAUAGACACAGUAAAAGUCGUUGCAAUGGACGAGUCCGGGACAUUUUCUGAUGUUGUGUCUGUAACACUUGUAGUGAUGGAGAAUAAAUGUCAACAUGGUCAUUGUAAAAGUUUAAAUGAAAGACAAUAUUCUUGUGACGAUACGAGAAGAACAGAAGGAUUCGACAAAUAUUAUACGUGUGAAUGUCCAACCUCUUGGGAGGGACCUUAUUGUGAACAAGAUGUUGACGAGUGCGCACGAAAUUUCUGUGAAGCUUGGAAAGUUUGUGAUAAUAAAAUUGGAAGCUAUGACUGCUACUGUAAAGCUACGGACAUAAUCUGUAAAUUGUCUCUGGAGAUUUGGGAAUUCGCUGUUAUUGUAACUGCAAUUGGUGUUGUACUUCUGGUCACAGUUGGCAUCUUUGUUUAUCGGAAAAUUAAGUCUAAGAAAGAAUAUGAUGUUAACAAAAAGACUUCAGACUCAAAAACCUUUGAGCCAUCCAUCGUCGGAAAAGAAGGGAUUCUUGGUCCGCAUUUAGUUCAUUUCGCAAAGGUUGCACCGGUAGAGGAUGGUGAAGAAAGUAUGUCGAGUGCCCCUCCAAUGUCUACAUUCAUUUCUCAAUCUUUUAGGGCUGAUGUGCAUAUGGCAAACGAUGGCGACAUAUCAUGUGUACCUGAAAUAGAAGAAGAAUUAGACUCAGACGAUGUUGGAACGUCCAUACCACCACCUUUGUUUGCGGAAGACUUAACUACUGCUGGAACGUCAAAACAAACUGAGGAUGAAGAGGUCGUGGAUACUAAAGGAAAGUCAUAUUUACCGGAAGUGGACACUAUCUUGGCACGACAAUCGAAGAAAUCUCAUGAACAUCCGGCGCCUAAAUUCAACAUUUUUCAAAUUGCAGCUGAAUUACAGCGAAAGAGGAAAGCACUUGAGGCAAAUCCAAAACGAAAAAAGGAAAUGAUGGAUCAUCCACCGCCAGAACCGAACCAAUCACAUGUAAUUACGAAAUUUCGAAGCCGUAAAGUAGAACCAAAGGCAAGUCCAGAAAGAAACAAAGAAAUGAUGGAUCAUCCACCGCCAGAAUUAAACCAACCACAUGUAAUCACGAAACUUCGAAACCGUAACGUAGAACCAAAGCCGACGCUGCCAAGCUUUGCUGACACUAUAAAGUCAAAACAGCCCCCGGAUACGAGUCCAGCACAUAAUUCCGAAAACAAAACAGGUGGUGAUAUGGAGAGAAACACGUUUGAGACACAAGAAGACUAAAGAAUAAAUUUUAAUAAAGACUUAUUUAUACGUGUUAAUUUCUUACCCCACAGACUGAUAAAAUUAUAUGUUAAAAUUGACAACAAUUAUGUUUUAAAAGACAAACAUUUCGUUAAAUAUCAGCUUACAUUAAUUGUAAAUUUCGUUUUUGUGUUUAACGCUAGUUUAUUUUAAAGUUAAACAAUAAUUUCGAAUUGUUCUUCUUAUGUAAACUGUAUCUUGUCUUUUAUCAAAGAAGUGAACUAUUGAUGUUUUUGCUAGUUUGAUAUAGUUACAUUUUAUUUGAAAAUACUAAAGAAUUCAGUAAAGAAAGAUUUACUUUUUAUGAACUACGUUAUGAAAUAUCUGUAUAACUUUUUGUUAUUUUCUUUUUCUUUUAUACUAUUAAACACAUGUUCGUCUUCAUUUUGAUUGGUAGUUUUAACGAUAUAUUUAUCUAACAUGAAAAUUAUUUUAUUAAACCGAAAUCUUUUAACUUGUAAUGAUGUUUUUUUUUUAAAUAAAGACGAUCGUUAUAGGCAAUUUUAAUUUAAUUUAAGUUUUUGUAACAUUUUUGUUCAUUCUUGAAAUCCAAAAUCGUUCAUCUUCUGCAAUUAAUUUAAGUUUCUGGAAUGUUAACAGUUAUGUUAAAAUCUAAUAGUGUUUUGUGAGUUACUUUUCCAUUUAACAAGACGUGCCUAGUAGUUGAUAAAGAUAAUUGAGCUAUUGAUGGCCUUUUGGCCAAUAUGACAUAGUUCAAUUUCACAUGAAAUUACUAAAGCAUACGUUUGAUUACUUUCUUCUGAUUGUACAGGCAUGGAAUGGAUAUUAGUAACGGAAAGUUAAAUUUCCCUUCAUAUGUAAAUCACUCGGCUAUUUUAGUUCACUAUUGUUCAUCUUUCAACAUAGUGGGGAAUAACAAAUCUUUGAUUUAUUUUCAAGCAAUUCAUAUUUGUUAUUCAUAUUUGUUAUCGUGAAUACGUUCAUGAUAUUCUUUUAUUAUUUGAGCCAUAUUUUUCAUAUCUCUAGCUUUUCUUCCGUCAUUCUAUACCAAUAAACUCGUGUAGAAAUGUA